CUAGUGUAGCGUGAGAAAUUUUCGAUUGCGGUCAAACUUAUUUUGCAAUCCGUGGCUUGGGACCUAGCCGUAGUCGCUCCAGCUCCUACCAGUUAAUUGUUAGCUGUUCACCUGCUCCGAGAUGGCUUGGCCAAUUUUAUGGCUACUCCUUACCAUAGCACAUUUUGUAGAUCCCCAACAAACAACUGCGGGGGAAUGUUGUUCCGAUGAUCAGAAUACUGAGGUGGCAGAGAAUGAGGUACAAGAAGUGGAGUUGGCAGCCGCUUGCCCUGAGCUCAGUGAACAAAUCAUUGGUGGUAGGCCGAGUUCGGUAACCAGACACCCGUAUCAGGUGUCUAUGGUGAUGAAUGGAAACUCUUUCUGCGGUGGUUUUAUAAUUAGCAGAGAUUAUGUUCUCACGGCGGCACAUUGCGUGCAAAACACAGCCCCAGAAGCAAUUCGAUUGCGAGUGGGCAGUACACGACGAGACUCCGGAGGUCGCAUCGUCAGUGUAUCUGCAGUCACCGUGCACCCUCAAUACGGGCAGCCACAGUUUGACCAUGACAUUGCUGCAUUGCGACUUUCACAGCCACUGGUCUUUGGGCCAGCAAUCCAACCUAUUAGACUUCCUCGACCUCGUCAAGCUGUACCACUUGUGCGACUAACUGUUACUGGCUGGGGACUAACUGCUCCGGGAGGGCGUAGAAUUCCAAGGACAAUGAUGGAAGCCAAUGUACCAGUUGUUCCACACUGGUUAUGUAGACUUUCAUAUGGAGACUCGCUCACGAGAAAUAUGUUUUGUGGGGGGCACUUCCUAAUCGGAGGCGUAUCAUCAUGUCAGGGUGAUUCUGGCGGUCCAGCAGUUUUCAGAGGAACCGCUUUUGGUAUUGUAUCGUUUGCUAGAGGAUGCGCUCUGCCUUUGUCGCCGACCGUCUUCAGUAACAUAGCCUCUUUACGAGACUGGGUCACACAGACUACUGGAGUUUGAUUGUCACUCUGAAAUGAACUUUA
Messenger RNA from Vanessa atalanta (red admiral), 990 nucleotides. Its product is annotated as trypsin-like. Lineage: Eukaryota; Metazoa; Arthropoda; Insecta; Lepidoptera; Nymphalidae. The record is from RefSeq and is a predicted model, not a curated record. Gene Ontology annotation, biological process: proteolysis. Gene Ontology annotation, molecular function: serine-type endopeptidase activity. The coding region runs from base 122 to 967 and encodes 281 amino acids. The transcript has 5 exons.